Carassius auratus (goldfish) is the source of this 2660-nucleotide messenger RNA. Its product is annotated as zinc finger protein 333. The transcript has 4 exons. Gene Ontology annotation, molecular function: DNA-binding transcription factor activity, RNA polymerase II-specific; RNA polymerase II cis-regulatory region sequence-specific DNA binding. Bases 1395 to 2429 code for a protein of 344 amino acids. The record is from RefSeq and is a predicted model, not a curated record. Gene Ontology annotation, biological process: regulation of transcription by RNA polymerase II. NCBI's taxonomy places the organism in Eukaryota, Metazoa, Chordata, Actinopteri, Cypriniformes, Cyprinidae.
ACACACACACACACACACACACACACACUUAUAUAAUGACAGGAUAUAGUCCGAAAACGUGAUUUUGCAUGUUAUUGCAAACAUGCAUUCCUAUGUGCAUGUAAAAUAAUUUCAAUUUUUUUGAGUGUGUACUAACUGUAGCUUUGAUAUAAAACGUACCUCAAUUGAGCACAUUUAAGUUCAAUAAAAAAGCGUGCAUUAUUGGUUAUUAAUCUAGUAUAUUUACGGUAUUGUGACCGGAAGCGACGCAUUUCUGCUGUUUCCCGCCAGGAGGCGCCACGCGGCCCAGAACGCAGAUCCUCCUUUGAGUUGCAUUCAAAUCUGACGACGUUGUUUCAUUGAAGACAUUUGUAUAGAAGGCAUACACAUAUAUGUUAAAGACAAAGACUGGGAUACACCUGGGCUAUAUAAUGAAACCACUGACAGCUUACAAACUAAUAUACAUUUGAAAACAAAAAUAAAUUAAUAAUUAAUAAAAAAAAAUAUAUUUUCUUUUUCUUCUGGUCGCUAAACCGCAUUUCUGUCACCUUCCUGUCAUUCUCGCUGUCAUUCUAUCAGUUUAUUUUGUCUUAUUUAAGAAAAAAUUAUAUAUUUAAAACAGUAAGACGUGAUGAAAUACGCAAAAGAAAAAAAAAGAGUGAUUUAAAAAAUAUAUAAUUAUUUCCCGGCCGCUAAACCCCGCCCAUUCUGUCAUCGUCAUUUCAUUCUCGCGUUCAUCCUGUCUAUUUACUUGGUUUCUUUGAGGAAAUGUAUAUAUCAAACAGACGUGAUGAAAUACGCAAUUAAAAUAAAAUAAAAUAUGAAUGAUAAAAAAAAAAGAUAAUUGUUUCCUGGCCGCUAAACCCCGCCCACUCUGUAAUCGUCCUGUCAUUCUCUUUGUCAUUCUUUCAGUUUAUUCGUUUUUUUAAGAAACUUAUAUAUUUAAAACAGUAAGACGUGAUGAAACACGCAAUUAAAAUAUAAAAAGAGUAAUAAUAAUAAUAUUAAUAAUAAUAAUAAAUAAUUAUUUGCCGAACGCUAAACCCCGCCCACUCUGUCAUCAUCCAGUCAUUCUCUUUGUCAUUCUAUUAGUUUAUUCGUUUGUUUGUUUGUUUGUUUUUUUUAGGAAAUUUAUAUAUUUAAAACAGUUAAACGUGAUGAAACACGCAAUUAAAAUAAAAAGAGUAAUAGUAAUAAUAAUAAGAGAUAAUUAUUUCCCGGCCGCUAAACCCCGCCCACUCUGUCAUCGUCCUGUCAUUCUCGCUCUCAUUCUGUCCGUUUACUCGGUUUCUGAGGCAAUUUGUGGGUUUUUAAACCGCUGGACGCAGCGAUCUAGUUAUUAAGGGUUUAUUUUCGAAGCACAUUCGGUCCUGGACGUUGUUAAUGUAUAAAGCCACGUGUUUUGAUUAGAGAUCAUGUCGUACUGCUCGUUCCAGGCGCAGCUCGUGUCCUUCAUGGAGCUCGUGGCCAAAGCGGCGGAAGCGGAAAUCAGCCGGCGCGUGGACGAGAGCUGCGCGGUCAUCAGACUGGAGCUGACCCGCAGCCGAAGGGACAUCGAUGCCCUCAAGAGGAAGUGCGUGCUUCUGGACGGCGAGCUGAGGAGGGUCAGAGGGCGGGGCAGGAGGAGAGUGUGGUUCAGGACUCAGAGAGACUCCGAUGUGUCUGCGAUCAGAGAUCAGGAGCAGAAUCCAGAUCAGAAUCCAGAUCAGUCUGUCUGUUCACCGGACGAGGGAACCGGAGCUUUAGUGAUUAAACAAGAGCGACAGGAACAAGAAUCCAGCAGCGCUGCUGCAGCGAAUCGUCCCUUCGAUCCCGAGCAGCAGAACAUCCAACAGAUCCAAGCUCAGGAGAACCAUAAACCACUGUUAGGAGGAGCUUCAGAGAUCCCAAACACACACUGCACACAUUCCCAGACGUCCACGGAGCGUCGGAGCGGACCGGGACUCCAGGUUAAAGCUGAGGAGGACGAUGAGGAGCCGAGAGGUCACCUGAGGUUCGCUCAGCUGUGGACAAACACAGAGCCGUCCAGAAACAUGUGUCUGGAUCCCGUGGAGACACAGAUGGAGCUUUACGAGCCUGAACGGAUCGGUGCAGAUGAUGGAGAGACGGGUGCAGGGGUGGAUUCGGGUCCAGCGUUGGCUCGCCGGCUCCGGACUCACUGGCGCUCGAGUGCAGACGUGGAGAAGCGCUUCAGCUGCUCGUACUGCGAGAAGAGCUUCAGUCGCUUCGGGCAGCUGAAGGAGCAUCUGCGCAGUCACACGGGCGAGAAGCCCUUCGCCUGCGCUCAGUGCGGACGCAGCUUCACCAAACACUGCAAUCUGAUCCGGCACGCCGUGGUGCACAGCGGAGAGAAGCCGUACCAGUGCGGUCAGUGCGGGAAACGCUUCACGCAGCGCUCCAGUCUGAAGUCUCACCAGAGGACACACUCGAGCGCGAGGGGUCACAGCUGACAACAGCACAACACAGCAGCUCAUCCACUGUAAAACACACACAGGGACUUCUUUUGUGCUGUUUUAAAUGCACUUUCAAAUUGUAUGUUCAUAUUUUGAUUUCAGAUUGUAUCGAUUGAUGUGUUUUCUGUGUGAUUUGUUAAUUUAUGAUUUGUCUGCAUGAUUGAAUAAAACAUUUGUUACAGUUUGGUAUCAUCUAGUAAACUGGAAAAAAAACAUUUAAUAUGAAAA